Colletotrichum gloeosporioides is the source of this 2418-nucleotide messenger RNA. RefSeq lists its product as uncharacterized. The transcript has a single exon. The record is from RefSeq and is a predicted model, not a curated record. NCBI's taxonomy places the organism in Eukaryota, Fungi, Ascomycota, Sordariomycetes, Glomerellales, Glomerellaceae. Bases 1 to 2418 code for a protein of 805 amino acids.
AUGGACGAUCCAUGGGGCUCCCCGUGGGCAACUUCCGACAAUCCCACCGCGCCGUCAACCAGUCCCUCCAAGACCAUCCUCGAACCUCCGCCCGCCGCCUUCCUCUCCACCCCGAGCAAUCUGACAUUGCCUUCCGCCCAGUCACCAUGGGGGCUGGACGACGAUGCGUUUGGCGAUUGGGCAUCCCCGGACCCCGCCAAAGCUUCGAACGCGUCGCCGUGGGCUUGGGGCAACGAGCCUGCGCCAAUUGAGCAGCUCACCCCCAGCUACGAGCCGAGGCCCCGUCGCAAGAGCAGCACUCCCAAAUGGCCCCUGAGCCGCUCAGCUUCGCCAGGCCUGAGGGCACCGACUACACCAAAUAGCCUAUCGUCAGGCCGCUUCUCACCAGAUCCGUGGGCAAAUGCUUCCUCCUUCACCAAAGACGACCCCGAGCCUUUGGCGCAACUGCCCCAGAUACCCGAUGUGCCGUCGACGGCACUCGACACUCCCACCAUCGAGCUCGAACCAGAUACCCCGAGACAAAUAAUACCUGAAAGUAAUUCAACAAACGGACGCCCCAUCUUCGACUUCCACCAAGACAUACUCGAAGCCAUAUCCAAGCCCCCCGACGACAUCGCGGAUAUUCCCGUGAGCGACUAUCAACCUGCGCAGUUUGACGGGCCGUCACCUUCCUCAGUAUCCACAUCAUCUGGAGAAGAGGACGAGGUUGAAGAUGACGACGAAUCUCAACAUGUGCCACACGCCGACUCCCCCAUAACUUCGAUCGAAGACAACCCCAUUGCCAAGAGCAUACAGAGGAAAGCCUCGUCCAAGGUCCAGUCCUUGGUAGAGAUGUACGAUGGAAUAGCCAAGAGGACAACCGUCACUCCCGAGCGGCAGCCUCCCUCUCGGCAGAGUGCCAGCAGAGAUUUGAACGCAAGUACAGACGAUACCUCGGUCCAUGACUUGGAUGACUCCAUAUCCUCGUACGACGACGAAUCCAGACCGGCGCAGGCAUCCUCCACGGGAGAUGUUGAGAAGGAGCCCGCCAAGACCCAAAGUGACGUUGCAAACGAAUGGGAGGAGGUUCGAAAGCCAAAGGUUCCAGAGCACGAUCCUUUCAUGGUCGACUUGAGCAAUCUAGACACCUUAGUACCUGAGCCUACCUCUCUUCCAACACCAGAAGACGCGGGAGACGUGACGGAUCGGAUCAUUACCGACAGUUUCACCGGCAUAUCAGAACGCAAGAUGUGGUAUCGGCUGUCGCGCCACGAAUCCCUUCGCAAAUUCAACGUUGGACACGAUGAGAAUUAUGUUCGUAUCACAUGGAUGAACUCCAUCAUGCGAGAUGAGACGAUGAAGAUUGUGCGCAGGUGGAUGGAGGAAGACUCAAUGGGAGGACGCGCUUUCCGGGGAGGUCUCGCCAGGAAAGCAGGCGGCAAGUUCUUUGGCUGGGACUCGACAACAGAGUCGACGCCAGUUGACUUGGAUCGAGUGUUUGGACGCAAGGCAAAGCGGCAAGCUUCUGUGCAUCGACCUACCCACUCUAUUCACGCUCUGCCUUCUCUUUCGACGGCACCUAUGGUCCCUGCGUCCAAGGAGAGUACGCCAGCUUCUGCUCAGGCCAAGGACAAUUGGGGAGGACUGGCGUCCUUUGGCUGGAGCACCGCACCUGGUGAUCCAAAGGCAGCAGAAGAAGCAAAGGCACCUGAGCGCACUAACUUCGCGAAACCGCUUCCCCUCGGUUUCCGAGGCUUUGACAACACUCCAAAGUCGCAUGCUUCCCUGCCUGUCUUUGCGUCCACUAAGCCAUUCGUGUCCACGACUUCAACGGCCGAUAAGCCGUCUGGAAAUGAGGCAGAGGAUGAAGACGAGGACGAUGAAUGGGGCGACAUGGUUUCUCCGACAACUGCAGAAGCAACAGACUCGACGUCUCUUCCCAAGACGAGUUGGGAUUCGUUCUCGACGAACCCGCUACCCGAUGCACUGCUGACGGCGCCCUCUGACGGCCCCUUGGCUCCCAACCCCAGACCCGAAAGUCUCGGCACCGGGAAUAAGACAGCGGAGGAGAGCAAAUCAGGAGUCAAGGAUAUUGGCAAUGUAAUCCGCCCCGCCCCCGCCUCCACACCAGCUGCACCAGCAGGCGCACCCCAUAGCCAAGUCGGUUUGGUUAAGCCGCCAGAGUCGACGUACGCCUUCAGACCGGCGUCUGUGAAGAAGCGACCUCCGAACAUCUCCAUAGCGCCAAACUCGAUCGACCCGCCAGCCCCAUCUCACGAUGGUAAAGCCGGUGUAUCUGCGGGAGGGCUGCUGAACACGCCUCUAACAUCGGGCCUAGGGACCCCGUCCACGGCUCAGCCGCGGAAUAGUACCGACGAUUCUGAGCUGGUGCAGCAGAUUUUGCAGAAUCUGCCUGACCUAUCAUACAUGCUGAAAUGA